AUGAUCCAAAUGAGGGGCGGCUAGCUUGACUUCGUUUUAACGAGUGGAGGGUGGCUUGACCGCAGUCGCAGACUGCCCAGAACUACUUGACUGGAACCAAUUCGAAAGAUUUGGUCCGUCCAUCAUCAAGUGGUCUUUGUGUGCGUUGAAGCUUCGCACGUAGCCUAGUUAGCUUAGCUUAGCUUGCGAACAAAGAACAAUGUGGUUCGACGCUUGAACAUCCAGUUGGAGCCUCCUAAAGUGUACACAAUGCGUGCAAGAAGGACGCCAGCCGCAAAGUUCGAGGCGGAACUUUAUGGCGCAAAAGCUCAGCGACGACAUCAACUCUCGUCUGCUUGCAAAAUGCAAGUAAAAGUUGUUCUUCGCAGACUAGCAGGUUUCAGAAGAUAUCUUGUUGCUGAGCGGCACGAGCCAGAAUUUUCUGGCGAUAAAGAGGAUGUUGAGCUCUCCCAAAUAAAAGAGGAGGAGGAGCCAGAGCCCUGUCCACAGAAGCAACUUCCAAUCAAAAAAGAGGAGGAAGAGCUGCCUUACGUUAAAAAGGAGGAGGAGGAGGAGCAUAUCACAAGGUUAAAUGGUGAGCCCUUGAAGAGUGAAGAUGGUCCAAGUGAGGCCGGCAGAGCAGAGCCUCCAAGCGACUGCAGCAGCAGCUCAACAGAAGGAUUGCAAGCAGACAAUUUCAUCCCUCCAUCAAACAGAAGUGGCACCACAUCACACUCACCUGACAAUGAUGAUGGUCAUAAGAAAUCUCACACUGACGACAAACUCUGCAAAUGCUCUCAGUGUGGGAAAACAUUUCCGACCAAGCAAGCUUGUCAUGCGCAUAUGAGGAGGCACACUGUCGAAAAACCUUUUUUCUGCUCAGUUUAUGGUCAAAGAUUUAGUUGCAAGAGCAAAUUAAAAAGUCACGAAAAAACCCCCACUGGCGAAAAACCUUUUUCCUGCUCAGUAUGUGAUCAACGAUUUGCUCUAAGGGGAAAUCUAACAAAACACAUUAGAACCCACACUGGCGAAAAACCUUUUUCCUGCUCAGUUUGUGGUCAAAGAUUCGCUCAGAAGCCAAACUUACAAAGUCACAAAAGAACCCACACUGGCGAAAAACCUUUUUCCUGCUCAGUUUGUGGUCAAGGAUUCUCUCAAAAGCAAAACUUAGAAAGUCACACAAGAACCCACACUGGCGAAAAACCUUUUUCCUGCUCAGUAUGUGGUCAAGGAUUCACUCAAAAGCAAAACUUACAAAGUCACAAAAGAACCCACACUGGCGAAAAACCUUUUUCCUGCUCAGUUUGUGAUCAAAGAUUUGCUCUAAAGGGAAAUCUAACAAAACACAUAAGAACCCACACUGGCGAAAAACCUUUUUCCUGCUCAGUUUGUGAUCAAAGAUUUGCUCUAAGGGGAAAUCUAACAACACACUUAAGAACCCACACUGGUGAAAAACCUUUUUCCUGCUCCGUGUGUGGUCAAGGAUUCUCUCGAAAGCGAUACUUAAAAAGUCACGAAAGAACCCACACUGGCGAAAAACUUUUGUCCUGCUCAGUUUGUGGUCAAAGAUUCGCUCAGAAGCAACACUUGAAAGAACACACAAGAAUCCAAACUGGCGAAAAACCAUUUUCCUGCUCAUUUGUGGUCAAAGAUUCGCUCAGAAGCAACACUUGAAAGAACACACAAGAAUCCAAACUGGCGAAAAACCUUUUUCCUGCUCAGUUUGUGAUCAAAGAUUUAGUCACAAGAGCACCUUAAAAAACACACAAGAACUCACACUGGCAAAAAACCUUUUUCCUGCUCAGUUUGUGGUCAAAGAUUCGCUCGGAAGGAUCAGAUGAAGAGACACGUGUGUUUUUCUGUGAGAAACGGUGGCCAAUGACUGUUUUGCCUGUCAUCCAUGCUGGCUUCAUCAAAUUUUGGAUGUAGGUUAGGUUGGGGUUGGGGUUACGUUCGUAUUCGUGGUACACUUCAUUUUUGUGAUUGCAUUUGUGUUUGGACUUUGCCAUUUUGUGUUUUACCUUUUCUUGCCAUCAAUGUCUUUCCCUUGGUUCUCUCGCCGACUGGCAUUAAUUUGUAUCAUAGUCUCCCAUUCAAAUGACUCUUUUCACAUUCAAUUUUCUUAAACCGCAGACCGCAAAGUUUAAAAAUUCAAAAUCAUUCGUAAAUAUUGUCAUUUAAUAAAAGUGGAAAUUUAAAAAGUUCAAUACUGCAAAAAUAAUGUAAGAAAUACUGGUUCACAAAUGAGUUUUUUGUUUGGGGGUUAAUGUAAAUAUACUGUGUGUAUAUAUACAUAUAUAUAUAUAUAUAUAUUUUUUUUU
Molecule: messenger RNA, 2300 nt
Organism: Corythoichthys intestinalis (scribbled pipefish)
Lineage: Eukaryota; Metazoa; Chordata; Actinopteri; Syngnathiformes; Syngnathidae
Product: gastrula zinc finger protein XlCGF57.1-like
Exons: 2
Coding region: 250-1653 (467 amino acids)
Biological process (GO): regulation of DNA-templated transcription
Molecular function (GO): RNA polymerase II cis-regulatory region sequence-specific DNA binding; DNA-binding transcription factor activity, RNA polymerase II-specific
Source: RefSeq, a predicted model, not a curated record